UAUUAGUUCAUCUUAGGCCUCGAGUUGACUUCCUAUGACAUUCUACGGUUAGGGCUAAGGCCUGCCUAAGGAUAAAGCGCAAGUAACUAAACGAAGGGCGCAUGUGAACUGAAUUUGUGGACCUGCUUAUUGCGUUGGAGGCGUACGAUCCUGGCCUCUUUCAGACUGGGAACAUUCUCUUACCCAAUUUCUAUCGCAAAAGAUGGGUUCGUUUUUUCCGGAUGGCCUUUGCCGACUGUGCGGCGCUGUCGAGGAAGAGACAGUGGGGAUCUUUGACAAGGACCAAGGUGCAAAGCGGACUUCUCCAUUCUUCCUCAUUAAGAAGUGUCUCCCCAUUUUGGUGAGAGAGGAUGAUGUUCUACCCAAACGCAUGUGCUGUCCAUGCCUGAAACGCCUGGAAGAUCUGUGGGAUUUUGUUUAUCUUGUCCUAUCCACACAGGCAAAACUCACUAACUCUGUGAAGCAGAGGCCCACAUCUUCAGCUUUGAGUCAUGCCACUGAAGAGGGGAAGGACAAGGUGGAGGAUAAAGAGAGUGAGGAAGCUGAGAAGGAUACUGAUGGUGACAUGGAUGCUAUGCAUUGCCCACCCCUCGUGAUGGUGGAGGUGACUGAAGGUGAUCCCCUGGAUGAUGGCUCUGAGGACUCCAAACUUGAUUCUAGCCCAAAGUCUGAAGCUGAGGAGGAGGGUGAAAGUGAUACAAAGGGCCCACUUCCAGCUGCAGGGACAAAGUCAGCGCACGUGCGUAAGAGCCGGGCACCAAAGAAGUCCCUGAACUAUGUGAACACACUCGAGAGCCAGUCUGAUGCAGAUCAUGCUGAGGAGAAGGAACAUUUGGUUCCUGAAAAGAAGAAGCGUGGCCCUGGUCGGCCUCUCAUCUGUCAUCAGUGUGGCUCAUCAUUCCCUAAGUUUGCAGUCCUGGUGCAGCACUGUGAUGAGCAGCAUGAGUCUGUUAUGCAGCUGAGCUGUGAAGCAUGUCCCCAAGUGUUCAAUUCACUACGGGAUCUCCAAACGCAUCGCAGGGUUCACCAGACAAGCAGGCUUGAAGUUUGCCUUGUCUGUGGCAAGAUGGUCAACAGCAGGUAUAUGAAACGUCACAUGCUGGUCCACACAGAAGAGCGACCCUUUGCCUGUGAUCAGUGCUCGAAUGCGUUCCGAUCUUCAUCAGAGCUACAGAUCCAUCGCCGGACGCACCUUCCAGGCCAGCUGCGAUACACUUACAUGUGUGAAGUGUGCGGGCGCCAGUUCACACAAAAGGGUAACCUGGACUCACACCGGCGCAUCCACACAGGAGAGAGGCCAUUCAAAUGUGAUUUCUGCCCCAAGGCCUUCUCCCAGAAGGGGAACUUGGAUGAGCAUCGGCGUAUUCACACCAAUGAGAAGCCAUACUGCUGCGAGGUGUGUGGAGCAAGGUUCCUACGUCAAGGCCAGAUUCGAAUUCACCUCCGCUCCCACACAGGUCAGCGUCCCUACCCCUGCACCAUCUGCCCGAAGCGCUUCAAGCGGCUGCAGACACUGCGUAAACACCAGCGCAUGCAUCUUGACCUUCGACCGUAUCCAUGUGACAUCUGUGAGAAACGCUUCAGGGAUCGGGACAAGCUGGUUGUGCACCGACGCAUACACACAGGAGAGAGGCCCUACUCCUGUGGAGUGUGUGGUCGGGGAUUCUAUGAAUCAGGGAACUUGAUCAAGCACAAGCGUGUUCAUGAGAAGGACAACACCAUCAACUCAUCUCUUAUUCAGCAGCAGCAUCUGUUUGGGCCACAGCAGGAGCAGGGCUGUGGAUCAGUAGAGAAAAGUGGAAGGAAUGUUGUCCUGCCCCUCCUACCCAUUCCUGCAUCUGUGACCAAUCAGUCACAUGUUUCCAUGACAUCAUUGCUGCCAAAACAGGAGCACAGCUUGGGAUCCUUAGAGGGGAGCAGUGGACGUGCUGCACUACUGGCUCAGUCUACUAUGAGUGGCCAGUCUCAUGCCAUAGCCUCUGGUCGCCACCACACAUCUUCAUUGCGUAUGCAGCAGGAGCAUGAUUUGGUGUCAUCAGAGAAGAGCGGGGCUGCCCUGCCCCUGUUGCCCAUUCCACCACAUGCAUCUGACCAUUCACAUGCAGCUGUAGCCUCUGCUCGGAUCCAUGCUUCGUCCACCACUACUCCAUCCACCUCCCAGCAUUCUCAUAGCCAUAGCAUGAUCCCGAUGGCCCUGAGCAUGGGGCUCUGGCCUCCACUUUCAAUGCAUCAGGUUCCUCCUUAGCUGCUUGUGAAAUUCAUGUCCACACCCCAUCAAAUACAUCUCUCUACAUUCACAAAUGCAUCAUGCCAGAUAUCAUACAUAUUUGUUAUGUCUGUUGGAAAAUUAUUCCCAGUGAUGUACCCUGUUUGCAUGUCUGACAUUUGUACAAAUCAUCAACA
Messenger RNA from Darwinula stevensoni, 2403 nucleotides. Lineage: Eukaryota; Metazoa; Arthropoda; Ostracoda; Podocopida; Darwinulidae. The record is from the annotation of a GenBank genome assembly.